Bacidia gigantensis is the source of this 408-nucleotide messenger RNA. RefSeq lists its product as uncharacterized. The coding region runs from base 1 to 408 and encodes 135 amino acids. Lineage: Eukaryota; Fungi; Ascomycota; Lecanoromycetes; Lecanorales; Ramalinaceae. The transcript is spliced from 3 exons. Gene Ontology annotation, molecular function: DNA binding. The record is from RefSeq and is a predicted model, not a curated record. Gene Ontology annotation, cellular component: nucleus; cytosol.
AUGUCGGAUGCGGAUUUAGAGGAGAUUCGGAAAGGUCGCCUCGCGCAGCUCCAGCAACAGCAAGGCCAGAACUCGUCAGGUAGUGGCUCACAGGAGGAAGACCGGAAGCAGCAAGAACAGGAGGCACGUCAGUCCAUCCUAUCACAGAUUCUGACCCCAGAGGCGUCAGAUCGCCUGGGUCGUAUCCGGUUGGUAAAGGAGUCUCGUGCCACAGAUGUGGAGAACAGGCUCAUCAUGCUCGCAAGAAGUGGGCAGCUAAGGAGCAAGGUCACAGAAGACCAGCUCAAGGAAAUUCUUGGUGCAAUGUCUGAGAAUGAAGAGAAGGGUGGUAACAGUGGCGGGGGAAGAAUCGUGAUCAAUCGCAGAAAAGACUUCGACGACGAUGAUGAUGACUUACUAGACCUUUGA